Messenger RNA from Penaeus monodon (black tiger shrimp), 2648 nucleotides. RefSeq lists its product as uncharacterized. NCBI's taxonomy places the organism in Eukaryota, Metazoa, Arthropoda, Malacostraca, Decapoda, Penaeidae. The record is from RefSeq and is a predicted model, not a curated record.
GCUGCGUCGUAAGGCGGAGAUGGCAGAGACCUUGGCUGUGGUCAGAGGCCUGGGUGAGCGCGUGGGCUCCGAAGGAAAAGCCGGCGUCCAUCUUCGAACUCACGAUGACCUACGGAGCAUUUUACCUGGCGAAGUACAAAACCGUGAUUGGCACCCAGAAUGUCCAGACGUAUCGGUACGAGGGCAGCGGAAAACAAGAAACCAUAACGGAUUUUGCUCAUACAAUCAGUGGAGAGAGAUGGGUGGAUUUCAUGUACACAGUCGACGCCGUCAAUACUCUUAGUUACGUCUCGGGGAACGUCGGUCGGACGCUGGUGAACUUCACGACGCCCGACAAGAGGUUUCCUGCUUUUUUGGAAGUGGUCGGCAAUAAUCUGACACUGAACUGUUACUCAGGAGUUCGAGUGUGGAACGUGACGAGAGAGGCGGAGGUAAUUCCUUUGGAUGGAUCUGAGAAAUAUCUUUUCAGUGUCUUCUCUAAUCACGAAGUCUUGCCUUCCUUUACGCUGGGAAAACACACAUUCGAUUUAACACGAAACGAGACAGGAAUUACAACGAAAAAAGACGCUGACAAGACUCUUCCCGCCUUCGUGGAGCAUAAUUUCACCAUUGCCUUCGCGGAAGGGGCUCGCAACAUGGUUUCCUGCGAUAUAAGGCUGGGGGAAAAUCAAACAACUGAUCAUGUUCUGUACAUGAACGAGUUACCGACACACCUAUCGGUUAAGGGACGAACGGGAGAUCAGUUCUACGUAGUUCUUCGCCCAACGAAAUCCGAAGAACACACGUCUCCCGGGCCUUCGUCAGGCAAUACCGCUGCCACAGUCCUCGGCGUAGUGUUGGUGAUUGUAGUAAUUUCAGGUUUAUUUUUUGUUCUCUAUAAGAAAUGGAGGCCCGCGAGGAAGGCCAACACACAGGAGAAGAGGCAGCCCGAGGAGCUGGAGGCGCUCAUGCCCCAUGAGGAAAAAGAUCUCGCCGCGCCGCUUCCUUCCAUCCAUGGCGAGUACUUAAUAUAUACACAUAUGCAGGGGACCGACUUAAGACAAGCAGUGAUAGAAGGUGAUCUCAAGAAGGUAAAGCAGGCGGUUGCAGAUGUAGAGCCCGAGGCCUCUCUCUAUGCGGAAGCUCACCUUCAGGCAAGCAUGGAAAUCGCGGAGUUCUUAGAGUCUCGGAAGGAAACUCUGCGUUCACUCGACGUCGUCCCACUUGUCCUACAGGAGAUGGACGGACGGUUGGAGGAGAUUUUCUCGGCAGCAAAAGAAGGCCUCUAUAAAUCUAGGGUGGAUGUUUUCCUUCGCCUUUACGGCCUGCCUGGGUCAGUGACGGACACGGAGGGCCGCUCCCUCCUGCACUAUGUUACUUCUUUCAAGGGCCCAGACGAUGCUCCUGUUUGGAGUGCGAAAAACGUUCUCAAGUUGAUAGAAGACCAUAAUUGCCUACCUAAUGCCGUCGACUAUCAAGGCAGAACAUGCCUGCACUUGCUUGCCCACUCUGCCAGCAUCGCCCGCUCGAAGGUUCAGUGGUGUGGGCGGGAGCAGACCGUCGAGAUGGCGUGGCUCAGUCUGGCGCAGAUCCUCGUUCAAGCGGGAGGUGACCCCUCGCUGAAGGAUCUCGCCGGGGAGCUCCCGCAUGUGGUGGCCAAGGAGAAGGCAAAGCUCGAGCUCCACGACUUCUUUUCGAAAGAGUGCCAGCGCAAGGCUCAGCAGGUGAGGGAUCCCAAGGCGUUCAAGACGGUCCUGGACGCCAUCAAGACAAAAGAGACAGCAAGCGUCAAGGCCCUUUUGCUGUCUGGGCUGCCCUCUGCACCCCUUGACACCACCGAUGACCUAUUGACGAAGGCUGUGAAGCAAGGUCUUCUGGAGGUCACGGCGAUGCUGCUGAGCUUGGGAGUGCCGCUGUGCAGCCACUCCCUGGUGUCCAUCACGCCGCUGGAAAUUGCUCACAGCAUCUCGGGGAUUCCGGCAAUUCUUCCGGCGCUGCUCAGACGAGAAUAUGCAAACAAACUUCGCUUUGAAACCACCAAGAUUUUGGGAUAUGAUCAAGAAUCGACUCUUCUUCAAAGCCGCAUAAAGGAAUUUGCAAGUGAAAUCGAGUCCAAAGGGAAAGACGCUUCUUGGCACUUCACGGAAGAAGAAAAUAUAAGAAAGUAUUUGUGCAUCGCGGCCGGCCUCGGGCUGUCUCUUACAUGCCAAGUGUUAGGCCUAGAUGACGUGUUCCUACAGCCUCUCCUCGAUGAAGACAAACCGGUCAAAAAGGCUAUGGAGAAUAAACACCCGCAUAUGCUGUCUGUGCUCUACCGUGACUUGAAUAUGUCUCUCUUUUCAACCACUGAUGAGACAACACUGCCGAAGGAAGUCAUAGACAAUGUAAUUCAGUGUGAAUUAAAAAAGCUGAACAGGUUUCUAGAAAAAGCAGGUGUUGAUGGGCGUAUGGACACGCAUUUCCGAAUGAUAAAGGAGGAGAAUGGUCAUGGCGAAAGUACAUGGCUGCAAGGCAUUGCAAAACUAGGACUUGUUUCAAUUUACCACAAAGUAGUCAAGGAAGGAAGAGCCCCUGAUAUAUUGAAGCAUAUUAAAAAACUCAUCAGAACAAUUAUGCAACAGGGCAGGCUGGAUGCCUUAUCUCUAUUAAACAUAGAGGCAGGACUCUAA